AUGAAGCAGGCGGCGGCGCUGGCGCUGCUGCUCGCCCUGACCGCGGCCGCGGGGGAGGGGGAGGGGGACCGGGAGCACGUGUGGGAGCGAGACCGGAGGAGCCACGAGACAGACAGGGACAAGGCACAUCAGUACUUCUCUAACGACAGAGAUAUACUAGCUGAUAGCGCAAGGGAAAGGGAUGCAGAAGACGAGGAACAUCACGACAGAGACGUGGACGCCAACGUGGACCCGGCGUCCGCUCAGCUCGACGAGUGGAAAGCUAAACAUAAGCCGCGGCUGCUGACGACGGCGGCGGGCGCGCCGGUCGACGUGCGCAGCGCCUUCACGCUGAACUCCGACCUGCUGGACAACCCCUUCUUCCUCGACACCAUCAACUCCAUCACCAACGAACGCAUCCCCAACAGAGAGGUCAACGCUAAAGGCUCCGGAGCGUUCGGUUACUUUGAAGUGACAAAUGAAGUGACCAAGUACACCAAAGCGAAGCUGUUCGAGAAGGUGGGCAAGCGCACGCGCGUGCUGGCGCGGCUCGGCACGUCGCAGAGCGAGACCGGCGGCAGCGACCUGGAGCCGCUGGGCCUGCGCGGGCUCUCCGUCAAGUUCUACACCGAGGAGGGCAACCUCGACCUGCUCAGCAUACAGAUCCCCGUCUUCUUCUUCAAGGACCCGCAGCUCUUCACCUUCACGGCGCGAGCGCUCCGGAGGAACCCCAAGACUUACCUUAAAGACUUCACGGCGGUCUACGAUUUCCUCACGCUGCACCCCGAAUCUCUGCAUUCCUUCAUGUGGAUGGCUUCCGAGUACGGCCUUCCUCGAGGAUUUAGAAGAAUGAACGCCUUCCCCAUUCAUUGUUAUGAAAUAUAUAACGAGAAAGGCGAACAGUUCUACGUCAGAUUUAAGUUCCUCUCGGAGCUCGGCUACGAUAGCUUCACACUGAAGGAGGCGCGUGAGCUCGGCGCCGACGACCCCGACUUCUUCAUCCGCGACCUGUACAACGCCAUCGCGCUGGCCCGGCCGCCCGCCUGGCGCCUCCACAUGGACGUGCUGCACGACGUCCACGCCGUGGACUUCGACCCCUUCGACGUGACGCGGCUGUGGAGGAACGGCACGUACCACACCGUGGAGGUGGGCCGCCUCGUGCUGGACCGCAACGUGGACAACCACUUCGCGCAGGUGGAGCAGGCGGCGUUCAACCCGAACCACCUGGUCCCGGGCAUCGCGGGCCCGCGCGACCAGCUGUUCCGCGGCCGCAUCCUCGCCUACACCGGCGCGCAGAUCCACCGCCUCGGCGUCAACAACCACAAGAUCCCGGUGAACUGCCCGCUGCGCGCCGCCACCUACAACCGCGACGGCGCCGGCCCCGUGGGGGACAACGAGCGCGACGCGCCGGUGUACUUCCCCAACUCGUUCCACGGCCCCGCGCCGCGCGUGGAGGCGGCGGCGCCGGAGCGCCUGGUCGUGCGGCACAGCGCGCGCGUGGACCUGCAGCCCGCGCGGGACUUCUACCGGCUCGUGCUGCGGCGCCCGGCGCAGCGCCGGCGGCUCGUGGACAACAUGGCGGCGCACAUGCAGCGCGUGCCGCGCGCCACGCGCCGCCCCUUCCUGCGCCUGCUGCGCGCCGUGGACCAGGAGCUGGCCGCGCGCCUGCAGGCCGCGCUGGAGCGCCUCGACCGCCGGCGCCUGCCGCGCCUAGUCGAUGACGUUCCGAGGAACACACGCGACUACUCGGAGCUGUGACGUGUGAGUGACCUUCACCAGGCCAGCGCCAGCGGAGCGUGGAGCCGCUUGGCGCGGACUCACUUGUUUCAGUCUGAGAAAGCCCUGACCCUGACACUAUAGUUAAUGAUUUGUGAAAUUUAAUGAUACCAAACCUAAACCGUGAUUUUGUAUUUUAUUUCUUAU
Messenger RNA from Plutella xylostella (diamondback moth), 1902 nucleotides. RefSeq names its product catalase. Gene Ontology annotation, cellular component: mitochondrion; cytoplasm; peroxisome. Gene Ontology annotation, molecular function: heme binding; catalase activity. The record is from RefSeq and is a predicted model, not a curated record. Lineage: Eukaryota; Metazoa; Arthropoda; Insecta; Lepidoptera; Plutellidae. Gene Ontology annotation, biological process: hydrogen peroxide catabolic process; response to hydrogen peroxide.